AAGCCAACUGCAAAUCGCACAUGAACAUCCCUAUCCCUCCCCUUCAGUCCUUAUAGAAUAAUUUUUCAGGUGGAUGCUGUCUUUAUUAGUAGCUCACCACAUGACAAAUGCUGCUUGCGGUGAAAACCGAAGAUAAGAGUGCCUUUUUGGUUUUGGGUUGUCCAGUGACCUUUUGAAAACUUUGUUGACUAGUGGCAACUCUUGAACAUAAAUUGGCCUUGAAGGUUCUUUUCUUCUUCAAUAGCUUCAUUAGGUUCUGUCUAGCUUUUGUGUCUCCCAAGAAAAUUUGACCUUUAGCUUCCCUCUCUGUCUCCCUACAUAUAUUAUUAUAAUGCAGGGGGCGUGAAGUUUGCUUUGGUUGAUUUUCGACAUUUGGUUAUGUAUGCAUGUUUCUGUUUCCUAAGUGAGUGAGGGUCAGAGAGAUUAUAUUUGUCUUUGUGUGUUAGAAAAUUUGGGAGCAAUGGGAAAACUCAGUUUUGGCAAGAUGCUAGAUUGUUUAUAUCUGUCUUCAGGCUCAUGCUCUUGUUUCUGCAUGAACACCUUGGAAGAUGAGUUCGAGAAAAAGCCAUUGAUAACAUCUGAAAAACCCCAGUUGCUGAGAUUGAAAGAUGUCGUUGCUAGCAAUCAUCAGACCUUGGCCUUUCAACUUAAGCCUAAGAUGGUGGUACUGAGGGUAUCAAUGCAUUGCCAUGGCUGUGCAAGAAAAGUAGAGAAGCACAUUUCCAAGCUGGAUGGAGUGACCUCAUACAAAGUAGACCUGGAAAGCAAGAGGGUGGUUGUAAUUGGUGAUAUAAUCCCUUUUGAAGUGCUGGAGAGUGUCUCAAAGGUUAAAAAUGCAGAGCUUUGGACUUCUCCUUGUUGAUGGAUGAACAUCAUUUUGCUUUCCUGUGCUACCACUGCACCUCCUAAAAACCAUAGAUGAUAGAGAAGAAAAAGAAGAAUCAACUUCUGUAGUAUUACUAGGAUUUAAAACAUACAGUACUAUAUAUUAUUAUAGAAUUGUCCAAGUUCUUGUUGUCCUCUGUAGAGGAGAGUAAAGGAAGAGAUCUUGGCCAUUCCUUCAAUUAAAGAGAUCUUUUAAGUCAAAUCUAUCUUCUCUAAAUUAUUAAAAAGAAAAAAAGAAAGAACUGCACUACAGCUACUUAAAAGACUGUGUGUAAGCUCAUCCAGGUUCUGCUUUGCUAUCGUAUUUUGCUAGCAGCAAAACAAUAUUGUAAUUAUUACUAUAUUUUAUAGUAUUUUAUGUACUUUGAUUUUCUUUUCUUUGCUGGCAUAGAUAUAAAAUUGCCAUUUUGGCAUCAAA
Messenger RNA from Theobroma cacao (cacao), 1303 nucleotides. Its product is annotated as Heavy metal transport/detoxification superfamily protein. Gene Ontology annotation, molecular function: metal ion binding. NCBI's taxonomy places the organism in Eukaryota, Viridiplantae, Streptophyta, Magnoliopsida, Malvales, Malvaceae. The record is from RefSeq and is a predicted model, not a curated record.